AUAGUUAGGUAUUAGGUAACCAAACCAAAAAUGCCAGGAUGGCGGUGCUCCAUUCCUAGUUCAUUUUUUAGGUGUAUGCUGUCACUCUUGGAACUAUUAAUUGGACUCUAUUCUGGUGCUAUGAAAAUUACAUCUACUUCCAUCCUGGCAUUUGUUCUCUAUCUAAAUUGUUCCCUACUUUCUCUUUGAAGUUGCCAUUGCUUGUUUUUUUAUAUAUAACCUAACUGGACCUUUGGUCUGAUUAGUUCCACAGGAAUUUGCAAAUAACCAUCUCCGUGCUACAAGGCUCUACCCAAGAAUAGCCAGUGUGGCAAUACAGGGAUUUAAUCCAUGAUCUCAGUUGGUAUACUUUUGCAAUUGAAAUCUCCUGUUUAGGUUAAAAGUAGCACGACCUAUUUUGAUUUUAUUGGUGAGUUAGAUCUCUAUUUCUCCUUUUUGCUACAUUAUGUGCACCAUUCCUUGAGGUAAUGACAAUUUGAUACUUGUUGAAAUAAAUUGAAAUGUAACUCUACUUGCUACCUGGAAUCUCUUCACUGUUCUUUCACUGUUCUGUGAACUAGAUUGCUCUGAAGAUGAAAUGCAUUUCCUUUAGCGUAAUGCAUCUUUUGUGCCAGAAAUAGCAUUUAUCUAUGAAUUGUAUUCAUUUAAGAAAGAAAAGAUAAAAUCAAGGCCAAUCGCACAUUAUUGUGUGAUUCUGUGUUAUUUCCAGUUAGUUUCUGUUUCUGCAAUCAUAAGGGGAAAUAAAUACAUCAUCAGCAUAGUGCAUAGAUUACUCUUACUUUUUUAUAUUUAAUUCAUUUAAAGCAUGUUUGGUUUGAAAGAAAUAAAGGGGAAUAGAGGGAGGGGGAAUUUUUCCUCCAAUCAUAUUAGUAAGAUUCUAGACCAACAUUUUUAUUUGAUUUGAUUGGAUGGAUCAAUUUCUCCUCCCUCUCAUUCCCCUCACAACAAUAGGCUUAAAGUAGCAACCGACAAACAAGAGUUUAGCUCGAGUUAGUAACAUUUAAUUGUAGAAUUUGAUUCUGCUGGUGGAAUUUUCAAUUUGUUUGUCCAGGUUCUUUUUAUGGAUUUUCGUUUGCAAUUGCAAUUUACUUUAGU
Rubroshorea leprosula is the source of this 1095-nucleotide messenger RNA. The record is from the annotation of a GenBank genome assembly. Lineage: Eukaryota; Viridiplantae; Streptophyta; Magnoliopsida; Malvales; Dipterocarpaceae.